AUGAAGAACGAUGAUUACUCCGAUGUAGUUAUGGCUGCUCUCCAUGUACUUGAGGAAAGUGGCAGUUUACCAAAUAUAGAAAGAGAAAACAAAUGUGAGAAAAGAUCUGAUAAAUAUCGGGAAGAAGGUAAUAUAGCAUUUAAAGUAGGAGAUGUAAACAGAGUACUAGAAUUUUACAAUAGAGCUCUGAUGUUUGCGCCGAAAAAUUCAAGAGCCAUUCAACUUGCUUAUAGCAACAGGUCAGCAAUAUUAUUUAAAAUGGGACAAUUUAGAGCUUGUUUAAUUGACGUAGAAACUUGUUGUAAACUUGGUUGCCCCACAGACAUUGAAAGUAAGCUUAUUAAAAGGAAAAAUGAAGCUACAGUAAGAAGUGAAAUGGAAAAUCUAUCUGCUAAUUUGCUUACUGGUUACUUUAAAGAUUGUUUUAAGUUUGAUUUUAAAAGCAAUACUCCCAUACGUUGCGCUAGUUCUGACAUAGAAGUUAUGAAAGGGGAUGCUUUUAAAGUAGUUGCAGCAAAAGAUAUUAAAGUGGGUACUCCCUUGGCUUUAGAAGAUUCGUUUGUAAGUAGUAAUAGCGAGAAAAAUGUACCAUUUUCUUGCCAUUACUGCCAUAAAAUGUCUGAACCUGAUACCAUGUGA
This is a messenger RNA of Parnassius apollo (apollo), 639 nucleotides long. The record is from the annotation of a GenBank genome assembly. NCBI's taxonomy places the organism in Eukaryota, Metazoa, Arthropoda, Insecta, Lepidoptera, Papilionidae.